Molecule: messenger RNA, 2016 nt
Organism: Selaginella moellendorffii
Lineage: Eukaryota; Viridiplantae; Streptophyta; Lycopodiopsida; Selaginellales; Selaginellaceae
Product: pentatricopeptide repeat-containing protein At3g09040, mitochondrial
Exons: 1
Coding region: 1-2016 (671 amino acids)
Biological process (GO): RNA modification
Molecular function (GO): RNA binding; protein binding
Source: RefSeq, a predicted model, not a curated record
AUGAUCUUGGGACGAAAGAAGAAUUGGAUCUUCCCAUCGGUCACUCGGAGCUACUCAUCUCUGCGAAGCGCCCUCGUCCAGGGCCUGCUCGAUCGUGCAGAGGCAGCGCAAGAUCACGACGAGCGCUGCGAUCUCCUGGCCAGCGCGAUCCGGGAAUGCGGCACCAACACAAAUGCCCACGAUGCCAAUCUCCUCCACCAACGCAUCCUCGCGAUCGGCCUCGGCCGCGAGAGACUUCUGGCAAAUCUUACCAUAGAAAUGUAUGGCAAGCUCGGGGAUCUCUCGCGAGCGAUGGCGGCGUUCCAAUCCAUCGCCAACCCAAACGCUUUCUCGUGGACGAUUCUCGUGGUAGCGUUUGCCCAGAAUGGGCAUUUGCUCGAGGCACUGUUCUUCUUCCGGAAGAUGGAGCUGCAAGGGAUCAAGCCCACGAUCUUCCCCUGCGCGGCGGUGAUCGGCAUCGCCGCGAGCUCGCGAGACCUCGCGCUGGGGCGAUGGAUGCACGCCAGGAUCGUCCACCAGGGCCUCCGGAUCAACGCCGUGGUGGAGAACAGCCUCGUCAACAUGUACGCGCGAUGCGGCAGCCUCGGCGACGCGAUGGAGGUCUUCGAUGCCAUGCUCGAUCGCGGCGUGAUCGCGUGGACGUCGCUCAUCGCGGGGUUCGUCCAGCGCGGGGAUCACGCCCGCGCGCUAGGGCUCUUCCGGGCUAUGGCGCUCGAAGGAGUCAUGCCAAACGAUAUUACGUUUAGCUCGGUGCUAGAUGCGUGCUCCGGCGCUGGCGAUCUCGCCCAGGGCAGGAUCGCGCACGCCCAGAUCCUCGAAUUCGCCGCUGGAGCGAUCGAUCCCGCCACUGGCGCCGAGAUCGUGGCCAUGUAUGGGCGAUGCGGUAGCGUGGGCGAUGCCGAGCGCGCGUUCCAGGCGAUCGAUCGCCCCGAUCUCGGUCUCUACAACGCGAUGAUCACGGUCUACGCCCAGACCGGCCGCGGCGAUCGCGCGCUGGAGCUGAUCCAGCAAAUGCGGGCACGCGAGAUCCUUCCCGACGAAGGGACCUUCGCUAGGGUUCUUAGCUCGCUCCACGACCGCGCCACGCUGGAGCGCGGCCGCGCGAUCUAUCUGGAGCUCGCGGCGGCGGGAUCACCGCUGGGAGUGGUGCUCCAGACCUCGAUCGUGAAGAUGUAUCUCAACGCCGGGUGGAUCGACGAGGCGGCGGAGAUCUUCUCGCGGAUGGAGUCGCGGGACAUGUUCUCGUGGACAGUGAUGAUCACAGCGCUCACGGAGAGGGGGCGGGGAAGAGAAGCGCUGGAUCUCUUUCGCCACACGCGGCUCGAGGGCCUGGAUCUCAAUCGCGUCGCGCUAAUCAGCGCGCUGGACGCGUGCGCGAGCCUGGGAUCGAUCAAGGAGGGCGCGCACAUCCACCAGGAGAUGAUCGCGGCGCUGGGGAUCACUCCAGACGCGGUGCUUGGAUCCGUGCUCGUCAAUCUCUACGGCAAAUGCGGCAGCCUCGCGGUCGCGAGCGAGAUCUUCGCUGCCAUCCCGCGCAAGGACGUGGUGUGCUGGAACGCCAUGGCGGGAGCUUACGCGCACCACGGCCGCCACGCCGCCGCCGUGGAGAUCCUCCGCGCCGCCGCCUUGGACGCCAUAGCGCUUUCCCAGGUGAGCUUCCAGUGCCUCUUCUACUCGUGCAGCCACCAGGGCCGCCUUCGCGAGGCGCGCGAGAAUUUCCACUCGAUGAUCGGCGAUCACGGCGUGGAUCCAAGCGACGAGCACUUUCGAUGCAUGGUGGAUCUCCUGGCGCGCGCUGGGAAGAUCGAUCGCGCGGAGGAGCUCAUCGCCGCCAUGCCCUACGAGCCGGUGGAGGUGGCGUGGACGAUGAUCUUGGGCGCGUGUAGGGUUCAUAUGGACGUCGUACGGGCCAACCGCGUGGCUGCCAUGGCGCUGGGCCAGCCAUGUACGGACGUGGAAUCUCCCUACAUUCUCAUCUCGAAUAUGCUCUCGGAUGAACAGGAGUUGGCGCUUUAA